AUGUCUUGGUUUACGGUGCUAAUAGCACUAAUCCCGCUCGUGGUGACUGCGUACUUCACUAGCUGGGUCUGGUCUAUAUUGCAAAACUAUUUGGCCGCUCGCUCAAUUGGCAUUCCCAUACGUGUCAUACCCUUCAGUCCUUUCAAUCCAUUCUGGACUCUUGUCGACCGUAAAAUUGUCUUUCUUCUCCGCCGCUUGCCGUACGUUGGAGAGAACACCACCACUCGCUACAAUUGGCGUGGAUGGGACCUAGAAGAUAGAUGGAAAUCUCAUUAUGAGAUGGGAGAUGUCUUUGUUCUUGUGACGCCCCAGUACAACAUGGUUCAACUAAACGACCCAGAAGCUACUAUGAGCGUCUUCAAGAGGGCUGUAGACUUCCCCAGACCAUGUUGGGUAAACGAUGUUCUUGGUGUAUUCGGUCCAAAUAUAUCUUGUGCAGAGGGUCAAUCAUGGAAGAUGCAGCGGAGAGUCGCAACUCGCUGCUUUAAUGAGGCGAACAAUGAGAUUGUAUGGUACGAAACCCUCGGCCUCUCGGAUGAUAUGCUCCGUUAUUGGUCCUCCAAGACUUGCGUCAAAUCUGGCGCUGAAGAUAUUCGCACUCUCACGCUCAACGUGCUUGCUCGAGCCGGCUUUGGCAAGUCAUUUAAGUUUCGAGGCCAUGAGGAGGAGAGACCAGUUGACGAGAUCCGAUCUAUGAGCUAUAGAGUGUCAUUAGGUCUCAUUCUAGAGAACCUCAUAGUUAUCUUAGCUCUCGGUCCUAAGACGUUAGCGUCUCUUGCCCGGUACUGGCUCCCUUCCAAGCUGAGGACCGUCAACGAAGCUGUCGUCUCGUUUCAGAAACACAUGACGACCAUGUACGAGGAACAAAAGCGUGCUUUUGCAGCUGGUGAAGAGAACUCAGACAAUAAUCUUAUGACACUGUUGGUCCGCGCCUCACAAGAAGCUGCCAGUGACCAAUCAGGGGGGCUGACCGAGAGCGAAAUAUACGGUAACAUGUUCACCUUCAACUUCGCCGGUCAUGAUACAACAGCCCACAGCUCAACAUUCGCCCUAUACUUUCUUGCGGCAAACCCCCAAGUCCAGGAUUGGAUUUCCGAGGAGAUCCAAUCCGUCCUUGGAGGUCGACAGCCGCACGAGAUAGAUUAUCGUACUGAAUUUCAACGUUUUAAACGUUGCUUGUCGGUACUAUACGAAACCCUACGUCUUUAUACUAUUGUUCCCGCCAUUAAAUGGACUGGCGACCAAGCCACGACGCUUACUGUGGGCGAUAGAACUUUACACCUGCCCGCGAAGACUAUAAUACUACCUAGUUACGGUUCUAUGCACACAGAUCCCAGGUAUUGGGGACCUGAUUCGUUGGAGUGGCGUCCCUCCCGCUGGAUCAGGCUGGGUUCUAAUAAGCCAGGCGACGAGGAAAUCGACAUGAACCGACGCGGUGUCUUCUUGGGAUGGUCCGAGGGCACGCGCGAUUGUCCCGGCAAAAAGUUCUCCCAGGUCGAGUUCGUGGCUCUCAUGGUGGGUCUAUUCAGGCAGUGGCGAGUAGACCCGGUCAAGAAAUACUCGGGUGAGAACAUCGAGGCUGCGCGUAGACGAGUUUUGGACCUCAUUAGGGAAGACAGUGGUUGGAUCUUGCUUCUGCAGAUACUGCAUCCAGAGCGGGCGCCUCUGGUAUGGAGGAAAGUAUAG
Molecule: messenger RNA, 1686 nt
Organism: Daldinia childiae
Lineage: Eukaryota; Fungi; Ascomycota; Sordariomycetes; Xylariales; Hypoxylaceae
Product: Cytochrome P450 3A13
Exons: 1
Coding region: 1-1686 (561 amino acids)
Molecular function (GO): oxidoreductase activity, acting on paired donors, with incorporation or reduction of molecular oxygen; monooxygenase activity; iron ion binding
Source: RefSeq, a predicted model, not a curated record